Messenger RNA from Acipenser ruthenus (sterlet), 2459 nucleotides. Its product is annotated as CD99 antigen-like. The coding region runs from base 260 to 847 and encodes 195 amino acids. The record is from RefSeq and is a predicted model, not a curated record. The transcript is spliced from 10 exons. NCBI's taxonomy places the organism in Eukaryota, Metazoa, Chordata, Actinopteri, Acipenseriformes, Acipenseridae. Gene Ontology annotation, biological process: positive regulation of neutrophil extravasation; T cell extravasation; homotypic cell-cell adhesion.
UUUGUAAUUAGGUUGUCAGUCGAAACUUUUUUUUCUUUUUUAAGUUAACGCACAAAAGUGUGUUUUGUUUGUGCGAAGUGCUUCGUUUCAGCAGUUUGUUUGUAGAAAGUGUGGCUGUUAUCAUUGUUCGCAUAAGCCUACUGUUUUUCUCGGAGGUUUAUAUGUUAGGAUUUUUUUUUUUAGACGGAACCGACAUCUGGAACAUUUUAUUUAGGUUAACUUCACUGUUGUUUUAAAUAUUUUAGUUAAGAAGAAAGCGAUGUUGUCUCUGAGGGUUGUCAUUUUCGCCACCCUGGCUUUUGCACUAGCGGCACAAGAUCUUGAUCUUUCUGAUGCUCUCGAUGAUGCAGUCCCCACAAAACCUCCCAUCAAACCUGCAGUUGAAAAGCCAAAGGAGCCUUCAAAUGAACUGGACCUCGGGGAUGCCCUUGGUGGAGGAGAAACAUACCCGCAGCCUACAAAGCCAGCUGCCAAGCCUCCCCCACGUGACAAAGGCAACUCAGACUUCGACUUGUCUGAUGCUGUUGGUGGAGGAGACUCCCAGCCAAAAGAUCCAGACCGAAAGCCUGUGCCAGGUGGCACCAAUACAGAUUCAGGUGGAGACUUUGGUCUGGAUGACCUGAAAGAUUCUGUUGACGGUGGUUACAAGCCAGAUGACAACCAAGGAGGUGGCUCUUCAGAUACCAAUGCAGGUGGAGAAGUUCAAGACAACCCAUGGAAAGAGCUCCUGGAGCUACUAAGUGCUAAUAUGCCAGAGCACGUUCUAAUCUGGAUAAAGAAUUUACAAGAAGUUGUUGAGCCUCUGAAAAAACAUCUUGUGGAGAUACUCAAUGUUCUCAUUAAUUAACGUGAUGGUCCUUUUAAAUUCAUUGAAUGCAUCCAUCCUCUAGAAUUGUGUUCGGUUUUAAAAAUGUGGGUAAUUUUUAUAUUUGUUUUAAAUUGCGCUUUAAGUAGAAGACAAAACAUUACUUGGGCAUAAGGAUUUGGAUUUAAAGGUGUACGUGUAAUUCAUUUUUACCACAACUUUUUGUGGUAAACUUUUUGUGGGCCUCUUGGGAACUCCUGCCUUUUUAAAUUGUUAAAUUUGUGGGUGUAGCAGGGAAAUCUAGAUCAUCCUAUUCCAGUUUUCUUUUUUUUUUCUUCUCUUCUCUUUAGAAUACAAAGCACAGCUUUAAUCUAGUGUGCACUCAUUUGCGGUUCAGGUUAACCUUUUUGUGUUCUAUGACAAGUGUCGGACAGUUUGUUCAAAGGAAACAGAUCAGGUGUAUUAAAGGUUAGUAUCCUGGGUUUAGCAGGGUUUUUUAGCAGGUCUAAUUUCUAUAUUUACAAGACUCUCGUUGCAAAACUAGUUUUAUAACAGUAGCCUGAGGCAUUCUGUGUAUGUAGAAGUUACUUUGCUGAUGUCACAACCACACGUUUCCUUUUAAUAGUCCGGUGAACUUGACAGAAAAUGCUUUUAUAAAUAUGGCUCAAUCUUCAGAACUAUGUAUGAGCUUGGUAAUGUUGGGAUGUGUCACAUAGACUACAAACAUGUUGCUGGCUUUGUUUUACAAUGUGUAGUUUAGUAGGACCUCUAAUUGUGUUUUGUUUGGUUGGAAAAAAAAAAAAAAAAAAACAUAGCUCAAUUAGGUCACACGUUCAAGUUGUGUGAAUGCAUCCUUAAAAGCCAGCAAAAGUGUACAAUUUUAAUUUAAAAUGCUGAAUAUGUAGACUGCAUGUAUGCUUCGGUUUAUUUUUGCUUAUUUAAUAAACCUGUUUUUAUGCAACUUGCAUAAUCGGAAGGAAAAUGUCUCUGUGCUACUAAAUGCACCCACCCUGCAAGCCACCCAGGCAUUUUCUUCUGGAUGUCUUUGUAGUCGUUCAAUUUGCAAUCAUAUAAUGGUGGAUACUGCUGCACUGCAUAAAUUAACUUUUCGUCGUCCAUGGUUAACUUGUCUUGAGGCAUGACGUGUUUUGAGACGUGUGUCCAGGGUGUUAACCUUGCAUCUGAUUGGUCAGUUUCAUUCCAGUUGCGAGACGAAAAAAAAAAUAGAAACAGGUUCCAUUUUAGCGACGCAGAAUUCUCAAAGCGACGCUGCUCGUGAACUUCUAAAUUAUUCGCUCAUGUCCAUUGUGGAUGCAGCUUAAACCUUAUUUUGGUGGUUUGAAGACAAUGACAGUUGGUGGCUUUUUUUUAAUUUUAUGGCUGGUCAUAGAUAUCUGUCCUUUUACAAUAACAUUUGAAGUGUAUUGGUAAAUGUGACCUUUGUUUCAGGUAAAUGUUUUUAAAGAAACAGAUUUGUAGUUAUUUCUUAUUCUGAUUUUUUUUUUUAUAUAUAUAAAAAGAGAAUCCAUCUUGUAAAAUGUCCAAAUAAAGUGAAUAAAAUUACUUUAAAAAAUAACAGGACAAGGGGCAUUUGUGAUUGAGUUGUACAGUAAAUGUAUCUUAGUAAAAUAAAAAAAAAAAAAUUCCCCUGAAA